Messenger RNA from Suillus paluster, 780 nucleotides. RefSeq lists its product as uncharacterized. The record is from RefSeq and is a predicted model, not a curated record. The transcript is spliced from 6 exons. Bases 1 to 780 code for a protein of 259 amino acids. NCBI's taxonomy places the organism in Eukaryota, Fungi, Basidiomycota, Agaricomycetes, Boletales, Suillaceae.
AUGACUGCAAUCAAUGAAGCAAAAUCUGCCUACAUAGAAGAAGCUGCUCACAUCGUGGAGACUCAUGGGCAUUCUCUGAAAUGGACACGGAGCCAACUCUUCUUGAAGAGUCAGAUGCUCCGUCAGCGGCGAAGUGUCAAUUCAUGGAACACUUUCGUCAGAGUGAAGCAUAUGGAAGCCAACGAAGGUUGUGAAAGGGGUGAUAGGAUCAAACUCACCAAGUUCAUUGCUGAAAACAGGGAUGAGCUCGUUCGUGAGCACUCACAGCUGACGCCAGCAGAGAAACAAGCCCUCAAUGCAGAAGCAGCACGCGCUAACCCCAAGGCUACUCGACACAAUAUGAAUGCGACAUUUACGUCCAUGGACCAUGAAUGGAUAGGCUUCCACAUGGCUGUUCAUGGCAGUAUCGAAGACCUCUCUGAACCGAAGAUUUUUUUCACACAGAAGGCAGAAAAAUUUGUCCAAGAUGUUUUGAAGGUAGAACCUCGUCAUCUUGGUCUCAAGCUCGAGUCAUUCAUUGUCAGCGGCCUCGAGGCAAUUGCCUUGGAGAACAACAUUAAGGGCAAGGUCAAGAUGAAUUACACUAACUAUGAACAAAACAUUGUUGAGCAUCACGGCUUUGCGCUUGUGAACUGGCCCUUGUCCAGUCAUAUUCAGAAUCCUUCAAAAGUCGGUGGAAGAGCCGAAGUGCAGAGAUUACUUGAUGCGCUGAAGUCCCGGUCUUGUGAGUGGGUCAAGCUCACAGACGAAGAGCGUGUCGCGUGCAUGAAGGAUAACUGA